UUUCCGGCGCAGUCGUGGCGCGGCGCAGCUGUCAUGGCGGACACCGUCUGGAGCACCGACACGGGCGAGGCAGUGUAUCGCUCCCGGGACCCCGUGCGCAACCUCCGCCUCCGAGUCCACCUGCAAAGAAUCACAUCAAGCAAUUACCUCCGUUACCAGCCUGCAGCCCAGCCCGGAAAGGACCUCAUAGACUUGGCCACUUUUAGGCCUCAGCCAACAGCCAGUGGGCAUCGCCCGGAUGAAGAUGAAGAGGAGGAGGUCGUGAUUGGGUGGCAAGAGAAGCUCUUCAGCCAGUUUGAAGUCGAUCUGUCAAAUGAAGCAGCCUGUCAGAGCCCUUUGGAUCAUCAGUACCGGCAAGAGAUUCUGAAGCUGGAGGGUUCGGAUGGCAGGAAGAACCGACGGAUCUUCACCUACACUGACUCUGAUAGAUACACCAAUCUGGAGGAGCACUGUCAGAAAAUGACCACCGCAGCCAGUGAGGUGCCAUCAUUCUUGGUCGAGCGAAUGGCCAAUGUCAGGCGGCGACGUCAGGACAGACGAGGGAUGGAGGGUGGCAUCCUUAAGUCACGAAUCGUCACCUGGGAACCCUCAGAAGAGUUCGUCAGGAACAGCCACGUCAUCAACACCCCUCUUCAGACAAUGUACAUCAUGGCAGACCUGGGGCCCUACGGCAAGCUUGGCUACAAGAAGCAUGAACAUGUCCUCUGCACUCUGAAGGUGGACAGCAAUGGUGUCAUCACAGUAAAACCCGACUUCACCGGCCUCAAAGGACCCUACAGAAUCGAAACAGAGGGGGACAAGCAGGAGCUGUGGACGUAUACGCUGGACAACGUGUCCUCCCUGGCCCAGCCCGAGGAGGAGGAGCGGGAGCAGCGCGUGUUCAAGGACCUCUACGGCCGCCACAAGGAGUAUCUCAGCAGCCUCGUGGGCACGGAUUUUGAGAUGACCGUCCCAGGUGCCCUCCGGCUCUUUGUAAAUGGAGAGGUAGUUUCAGCCCAAGGCUACGAGUCUGACAAUCUCUAUGUCCACUUCUUUCUGGAAUUGCCAACUACCAACUGGUCCAGCCCUGCCUUCCAGCAGCUCUCAGGAGUAACACAGACCUGUGCCACCAAGUCCCUGGGGAUGGAUCAAGUGGCCCACUUCUCCUACCCAUUCACAUUUGAGGCCUCCUUCCUCCACGAGGAUGAGUCUGCUGAGGCUCUCCCGGCAUGGCCUGUGCUCUACUGCGAGGUCCUCUCCCUGGACUUCUGGCAGAGGUACCGCGUGGAAGGCUAUGGGGCCGUGGUGCUGCCUGCCACCCCAGGCUCCCACACCCUGACGCUCUCCACGUGGAGGCCCCUGGAGCUCGACGUGGCCGAGCUCAGGAGGUUUUUCAUUGGCGGCUCGCUGGAGCUGGAGGACCUCUCCUACGUGCGGAUCCCAGGAACCUUCAAGGGGGAGCGUCUGAGCCGCUUCGGCCUCCGCACCGAGACCACAGGCAGCGUCACCUUCCGCCUGCACUGUCUGCACCAGUCCAGGGCCUUCAUGGAGUCAAGUUCCCUGCGGAAGAGGAUGCGGAGUGUGCUGGACCGUCUGGAGGGAUUCAGCCAGCAGAGUUCCAUCCACAAUGUGCUGGAGGCCUUCCGACGAGCCCGGCGCCGCAUGCGGGAGGCCCGAGAAAGCCUCCCCCACGACCUAGUCAGCCCCUCGGGAACCACAGUCUCCUAGCUCGCUGCAGCCCUGGCCCCCCUGCCGUACACGAGGACAAGAUGCACGAGAGCCGAGGCCUGGGUCUCCCGCCUCUUCGUCUUCCUGAUUAGAAACCACACUGACCUGCGAAGAACCAGACGAGCUGAGAGUCCCGGGCCGGGUGGUAACCAAGCUGAAGGCCCUGUGGCCCCAGGAAGGGUGCCCUCUUGGUAUGUCAGCCACUGCAAGGGACCAUCACAACCAGGCAGGCUUUUUGAUUUGCGGCCAGUCUGGGGGUAGCCCUGCGUGAGUUCUGUCCCUGACACAGCCUCCCUCCUAGCCUGUCUCAGCCUCCCUGGUGGAGCUGCAGGACCUCCUGCCACAAGCCUGCUUCACACAUGGAGGCCUGAGGAAGAAGGCGGGUGAGGCAGAGCUUACAUUCCCGGCCUGGAGUCCAGGCUCCUCUUUGCAGGGCCGUCUCCCCCGGGACUGGGGCUUGUUGCAUUUGAGAUAGAACUUAUUUCUGGAGCAAAUGAAGGCUGAAGGCACCGCCCAGUCCUUUCUGGUAGCUGGCUGGUACCUUUUGUUGUGUGUGUGUGUCGGGGGGGUGGUACAUAAAACCUUUUUAUUCUGAC
Messenger RNA from Sus scrofa (pig), 2303 nucleotides. It is a transcript of the gene MKS1, whose product is annotated as MKS transition zone complex subunit 1. Gene Ontology annotation, biological process: cilium assembly. Gene Ontology annotation, cellular component: MKS complex. The record is from RefSeq and is a predicted model, not a curated record. Lineage: Eukaryota; Metazoa; Chordata; Mammalia; Artiodactyla; Suidae.